AUUUUUGUUCAGGCGGACAGGUCCUGCAAGGUCACUGAAUUCUUCGGGUACGUAUUUUUCUGUAACACCACAGCGCUCUCACGCUCGACCUGCGCGUGCCCGCCGUCGCGGUGCCCUGUCCCUUUAAGAGCCUCGUGUUGUUACAGGAAGUGUGAGGGGUGUUUCCAGCUGAUCUGAACAACAGGAGGACCGGAGUCUCCCUCAGCAGUCCGACCUGUCUGUGAUUAUUCGGGCACCUUAGCAAAGCUCGCCGGUCCCGACCUCCGGCGGCUCCUUUGCGCCGCGAAGAGAGAGUCGUUCCGGGGUAAAUCAGGGGCAAAGCCGGGGGCGUAUUCUUGUCCGUUAGCCGUGAGCCGGUGCCGUCGGAAGCUGUUAGCUCGGACUGUCAUGAUCCCAGCUCGGAGAUGGCGUCCUUCCCCGGUUUGUGUAAGGCUGUCGGGCCCGCGGAGGAGGAGAACGGGGAGCUGGACGGAUCCCUGCAGCAGAUGCUGAAGGCCAUCGCGGACGAGAGGAGCCGCCUGAACAGCCGACAGGAGAUCAGCGGCAUCGGCUGUUUUAAAGAUGACCGCAUCGUUUUCUGGACCUGGAUGUUUUCCACGUACUUUAUGGAGAAGUGGGCGCCGCGACAGGACGACAUGCUGUUCUACGUCCGCCGGAAGCUCUCUUACGUCAGCGCCGACAACAGCGAGGGCAAGAAGGUGGAGGUGGAGGUCUACAGGAGGGACUCCAAGAAGCUUCCGGGCCUUGGCGACCCCGACAUCGACUGGGAGGAGAGCGUCUACCUGAACCUCAUCCUUCAGAAGCUGGACUAUGUGGUGACGUGCGCCGUCUGCACACGCUCAGACGCAGGAGAUAUCCACAUCCACAAGAAGAAAUGUCAGGAAGUGUUUGCGUCUCCGAGUAAACAUGCCAUGGACAGCAAAGGGGAGGAGUCCAAGAUGAGCUACCCCAACAUCUUCUUCAUGAUCGACAACUUUGAGGAGGUGUUCAGUGACAUGACGGUGGGUGAGGGUGAGAUGGUGUGCGUGGAGCUGGUGGCGAGCGACAAGAGCAACACCUUCCAGGGCGUCAUCUUCCAGGGCUCGAUCCGCUACGAGGCGCUCAAGAAGGUCUACGACAACCGGGUGAGCGUUGCUGCUAAGAUGGCCCAGCGGAUGUCUUUCGGCUUCUACAAGUACAACAACAUGGAGUUUGUGAGGAUGAAGGGGCCGCAGGGCAAAGGUCACGCCGAGAUGGCCGUCAGCAGGGUGCCGACCGGCAACACCUCCCCCUGCGGCACCGAGGAGGACCAGGUGUCGCCAAUGCACGAGAGGGUGACAUCGUUCAGCACGCCUCCGACCCCGGAGAAGAACCGCCCCUCCUUCUUCUCGCCGUCUCUCAGGCGCAAGAUGCCUCGAAACCGAAUCGCUGAGAUGAAGAAGUCUCAUUCUGCCAACGACAGCGAGGAGUUCUUCAGGGAGGAGGAAGAUGAAGAUCUUCACACCACCACAAACCUCCGCUCGCGCUCGCUGUCGGGCACCGGGCGCUCAUUGGUCGGCUCGUGGCUCAAACUUAACCGGGCAGAGGAUUUUUUCCUGCUGUACUCACACCUGACCUACGUCACCCUGCCACUGCACCGCAUCACCACAGACAUCCUGGAGGUGAGGCAGAAGCCAAUCCUGAUGACAUAGCAUAGCGGGACUCAAAGCAUCACUACGAAGUGCCUCCUGCAUCAGGCCGCCGAGACAACAGCAGCGCUCCCGGUGUUCCGACCGAGACCCGCAACCAAACAGCCGCUUCAACCGGAGACGCAGAAACGGCGUCAGAGGGACGACGAACAAACCAGCCAUCCGAGAAGUGCCUCCGACUAUUUCGGUUCCUGCGGCCAUCUCCACGGAAAUGGGCCCGGAGUCAGGAUCACAUGACCUCUGCGUGAACUGACCGGAAAUGAGAGCGAAGAAUGUUUUUGUCUGUAAAUACUUGCUGCUUUUCUCACAGACGCCUUGACUAAAGGUCGAGCUUUUAGAGACCGCCUCCUACUUCCUGUUCAGCUCGCCGUGGACUUCUUGUUUAAACUCCACCACAGGUGAAAUUCUGGAUCACAGUGAUUUUGUGAGAGGAAACGGCGGGGUCAAAUCCACCUGACUCAUACAGGAAGUGCUCACUUCACUUCAGAAUAAAACACCACCCUGUACUAUUACAGCUUCACUAUCAGAAUAUUUUUCAUUUCUGAGUUCACAGUUUAAACCAAACCACAUGUGACAUAUGUGUCACAUGACACAGUCAGUUAAGGAUUCUGUCAUAAUCAUUUUAUAGGAUUAUAACUACAGACAAAAAUUUUAAAAAUAAUUUUAAGAAUUAUAAUUCUUUUCAACAAAGACAUGACCCACAUUUUCACAACACAGGUUUUUUUUCCUGUUUUUGUAGAGAAAAGAUGAAAUAUUUCAUAUUUAUUAAUAUUUGUUGUUGAACUUUAGUAUCAGAUAUCAAAGAUUUUACAGGAAAAGUGAUUAUGAAAAUAAUCAUUUUUGUUCAUUAUGUUGAAAGUUUUCCCUUUUAAAAGAAAAUUCAUCUAAAGAAUAAAUUACAUUUUCACCUUAAGAUUUCUCUCAAAAUGACUCAAACCUCAGUCAUUCACUAAGAUCAGCAAACAUUAAAACAAGUCCUCAUUCAGACACUAAAACCUAAAACUCUUUAUUUAAACACUACUCGCUUUAUGUUGGAGGAUUUUCUGAGUUCUAAUGAAACAAAAAUACAGAAAAUAAAUACAGUUCUGAUGCUGAAGACCCAACCUCAUCUUGUGCGUUGUUAAUUUCUUUGUAUAUAAUGAAUUUUAUAAGUUUAAGAUGUGAAACUAUAAAUGUAAGUUAUUAUAUAUCUGCGUUUUUCACAAUUUCGUACUUUUGUCUUACAGUGUAAAACGCUUGGAGGCGACUUGUGUUGUGAUUAUAUGAAUAAAACUGAAUUUACGGAAAAUUUUCAAUGAACAAAAAGUCAUUUUGAGAGAAAUCUUGAAUUAUUUUAACUGGUGCAAUGUCAUAAACGCUAACGUGGAAUAUUUCUAAUUAAGAAAUUCUCUUAUAUUUUAUUCCAACACUCCAGAGUAUUCCCUAAAUAUUUUAAACUUUUAACUGUAUGUACGUAUGAUUGAAAGCAAACAGUCUAUAACAUUUAAUGGUAACUUUAUGACAAGUGUUUUUAAAACUAGCAUUUAUCGUCAGCACUGAAGGAAAUUUUAAGACAUUUAGAACUUAAGAUUUUUCACAAAUUUGUGCCAUGAGUUUUCUUUCUGUUGCAUUAUUUCAUUAAGCUCAUUAAAAAUAUUCAGUUUUAAAAACUAAAACUUAUUGUAAAAUUGCAGUUUAUGAAUUGUUACACAAAAUGAUUUCAGUAUUUAAAUAUUUGACUAAAACUGACAUCUUAAGUCCAAAAUCUUUGAGUUUACUCUAAAGUUAAAAUUAAAACGAGUUUGAAUACAGCUUUAAUUAUGAUGACAUGUUCAGUGUGGGAUCAUUUCAGUAGGACUUGUUGAACCAUGGUUCAGUAUUUGACCCCGUCCUCGUGUCCUCGUCUUUAUAUGAAAUCAGUUUUUCUUGUGAUGAAACUCUGCCGUCGACUUUUCACAUCGACUCACUAAAGAGAAAAAAGGAAAGAAAAAAAGCAGCUUAUAAAAACCAGCUUUUACUUUUUACAGCUUUAUUUUCAAACCUGCGGCUGAAACUGGACGAGACUUGAAAACCUGCUGAAGUUCCGGACAAAACUUUAAGGGAACAAAAGAAACUGAAGCAGCCGGCUGUUGAUGUUAAAGUGACUCCCGGUUUUUGUCCCUCCAAGCUCCCGAAGCCUUAAACACACUGACUGUGUGUGUAACAUCUCCUCUUUUCACUUCCUGUUUCUUUAAACUCACCUGUGAGACGUUUUAGACACACCAACCAGCCGAGGCUUCGAAGCGUCACCUGCUCCUCACCUGCAUCAUCAGAACACCAGAAUCAGAAUCACUAUGUGUGACUCACAGCGGCUCCUUUUUUAAUGUUUCCUGUGAAAAAUGAGUUUUUUUGGAUGUUGGAAAAAGUUACAGCUGAGAAAAUGUUUUAAGAAAACUGAAAUGAAUUCAUUUUAAAAACACUGUUAGGGUGGUGGGGGUUAAAAUUGAACUGAUUCUACGUAAGUAAAAAUUUUAGUUUUUAAGGGAAUUCAUUAAAAAACUGCUUUUACCCCCAGAAUGGAAAAAAUCUCAGUAACCUCCUAAAAGUGAAAUCAAUUUUACUCUAAAAUUUCAAAGAAAAAUGAGUCUGUUUUUAAAGUAAGUCGUACCUUGAGAAAAAAAUCCAACUCUGAUCCAAAGUUUGUGAUAAAAUGAUGUAAUGUUACCAUCUUACAUUAUUAAAAUUAGUUUUAGACAUUGGAAAAAAAUUGUUUUUCGAGAAUAAACUUUAAGGUUUUAAUGAUUUACAUACAAGCUGUACUACAAACACCUGGUGUUUUCAGGUUUGAGGGUGGAGUCAGAUCAGCUGUUGGUGUUAUUGAUCAGAUGUCAUCAGUGAUUGGUUUGCUCUCAGAUGAAGCCAUCGUCGCUCAAAGUGUUUUCCUCCGUGUCGUAUUGAACCUUUUUCUUUGUGUCAGUGUUUUUGAUGUAGUUUAUAGAUCUCCAGCUGAAUGUAUCCACGCUGAUCAACAAGCGCUUUAAGUGAGAGACGUUUGACAGACUGUGACGGUUUGCACUGUAAAACGCUUUUACAGCCUUUUUGGAAGCAGUUUGUUAAACUUUCUGUUGACGUGUUCACGCUUCCAUCACAGCUUUUGUACACAAAGACACUUAAUGUGCAUGUUUCUGUCUCUUCUUUUGUUUCCAGACUCUCUGUACAUUCUCCUGCAUUUAUUUACUGAAAUACACAUUAGCAGAAAAACGCCUCAAUGUCAGGUCGUCUCAGUUCAGCCCCACAGUAUGUAGUUGGUCCAGGUCAUUAAGGCGGACUUACUACAGUUACACUGAGCU
Molecule: messenger RNA, 4975 nt
Organism: Oreochromis niloticus (Nile tilapia)
Lineage: Eukaryota; Metazoa; Chordata; Actinopteri; Cichliformes; Cichlidae
Product: kiaa0930
Exons: 10
Coding region: 405-1670 (421 amino acids)
Source: RefSeq, a predicted model, not a curated record